Molecule: messenger RNA, 607 nt
Organism: Symbiodinium pilosum
Lineage: Eukaryota; Dinophyceae; Suessiales; Symbiodiniaceae
Source: the annotation of a GenBank genome assembly
AUGGUGAAGGCGUUUGGUGCCAACAAGCAGUUUUGGCGCAAACAUCACGGCACCAAACAGAAUGCGAUUGGCCUGACUCAGGACAUCACUUUAAGAGAAGGUGGCUUCUUCACCGUGAAGUUCGGCGGAGGGCUGUGUGUGCUGGUUGAGCAGAAAGCUCCGACACAGUUUUUCAACGUUUGCAGUUUCUUCCCGAAGCAGCAGAAGGAUACGGUCAUCCGAGAGUCGCUGCGGAAGGAGGUCAACAAACACAAAGAGGAGUAUGCAAAAGGGAAAGGCAAAGCCACAGCUGGGAAGACCAAAUCGGCUAUCAAAGCUGGAAAAAGCCUUCGCAUCAUGUACCACUUCGCAGACGACUUGCCGUUCUACACCGUUCGUGGUCUGGAAGCACGUGCUCUGCGGUUGUUGGGGCACGAAGACUUCGAGGGCUUGAAGAAUGGCAAGCACUUCACGGGCGAUGACUUCAGCGAUGAGGAAAGCAUGGAGGAGGACAGGAGCGCCCCAGAUGAAGAUGCACAGCAGGACUUGCUGAUGAGAGCGUGUCGUGAUAGCGUUGCGCUUUCAAAGUUGCCCGUUCAGUGUUCCCCAGAGCCACCCAAGAAGAAGC